CGCCCAGCAGCUCACCACCUUCCGUCACGUCCUCACUCGGCGCGGGCGUCGUCAGGCGAUACUGAUGGAUGUACAUGCAUUUGCGUCCCUAGCUCAGGUCCGAAUUCUCCUCGUCCCCGUCGGCAACAUCACGCCCCAGGCAUUCGAGUCGUACGCGGCCGAGAUCAGAAGCUUUGAACAGAUACGCUUGGGCGACAUCUCCGCCGACAGCAAGGAUGAGCGAGCACGCUUUAUGCCCAAUCCGCUGUCGACCGGCCAUCUUCACCUGAGCUUCCCGACGCACCCACCUCCCUCGUCACAUACGCCCUUGUCCCUCCUCCGCCCCUCCCACUUCCCUCUUGCAGUCAUUGGCAUUGCAACAUGCUCGCGCACGGACACACUCGGCAGCAUACGCGCCAGGUUCAAUGCAGCCCUCCUCGACAUCUUCCCUGCUGGCGACAUGUACCCACUAGCACGAAGUUGCUUCGUCUUCGAGGAGAGCGACACGAACACGAACCUGGAUCAUGGGGACGACAUCUCACUGGUCGUCAUUCCCAGCAUGUUGGGGAACAAGAAGCUCUACAUCGGCACCAAAUUGGCUGAUCUAUGCUCGCAUAUCCUGGGGGAGUUCGGCACGCUGGUGCAAACUCUAGAGAGCCCACAGGGUAACGAGUACCUCAACGCUUCCCUCAUGCCCGUCCUCCCGCCGUUGUCGGAGAUACCUGCUUCCCUCGACAAGGGAAUGCCCGACCUGCCGAUGAGGGACUCCCUUCCUCCAUUACCUACGCAUAACAGCCAGCCAGACGUCUCAAGAUCGUUCACGCUGAGCCCUGCACCCAACAUGAAGCGCACGAGUUCCAUACCCAGCCGACAAUCCACUUUAGGCCUCCCCGCCCAAUCAAAGAAGCGGAGUAGUGGGAUUGGCGUAGCUUCAUCACCUGGGCGACUCUUCAAGGUCUUCGGCGACUUCUUUCUGCUUGCUGGGCGAACAGCAGACGCGGAUAUCUGGUACAAUGAGGCUUUGCAAGUCUUUAAAACGUCACCGGAUCCACCAUGGCAAGCUUCAGCUCUAGAGGGUUUGGCGACAAUUGCAGUCGUCGACGCAUGGUCUGCCGGACAGGGCCUUCAAACCUCCAUGCACACGACCUCCACGAAGGUGCCUUGGGCCGACACCGCCGACAAACUCUCCCAAGCCAUCGCCCUGUACAACAAACCUCUCACUUUCGACGCCGACGAAUACCUCCCCCUCCUUUCCUACCUCUACACCCGCGCCGUCCUCCGCCACACCUCCCUCCUCUUCUCCCUCUGGUCCGCCAAGGGCUGGGGCCCGCUUGCCUUCAGCGCGAUGCUACACCCCGGGCCCGCGCCUUACAUUCCCCCAACCCUCGCACAUGCGGACGCGGCGUCCGUGCAGCACCUCGAGCGGCUGAGCUUGCUAUCGGGCAUCUCCCGUGCUACUAUCUCCUCGACCCUCGCGCAAGUGCACGGCCCGUGGCUGUUGCACCUCGGCGCGCGCGAGCGCAUCGCGGUGCUUGAGACGACGGCAAGCAUAUACGGCUCGAUCGGCUACAAGCGCAAGCAGGCGUACAUCCUACGCGAGGUCCUCGGCUGCAUCCUUGACCUGCUCGUCUGCGGGCGCGAAGAAGAUGCCGCUCCCGCGAUGAACGGUCUGCACUCCGCACUCCCCUCCAUCGACAACAACGGCGACGGCGCGGGGUUCCGGAAGUCGAGCCGCGGCGACGUAGGCGUGCGCCAGAGCGAGAGCGCGGAGGGGAAUGCGGGAAUCUUGCGCGUGCUGAAGCAUGUGUGCAGGGUUUUUGGGAUUGAUCUGGAGGCGGUGAAGAUACUGGAGGGCGCGGAUCCAAGGGCGUCGCAGGUGCCGCAGAAGGGGGCGGCGCCGACAAUUGGGGAAAUCGACCAGGAUGCGCUGUCGUCGUAUCAGGAGCCGUAUGGGUGGCCGGAGCUGCAAGUGGGCGUGCUGAGGGAAGCAGUGGCGGUGGCGAAGGCCUUGCCAGAUUAUCCUGCCGUGGCGCAGUUCUCAUUGUCCUGCCUGAAGACGCUACAGAAUAUCUUGGACCCAGGCGACCAGUAUUAUCUCUACAAUACCAGCGCAAGCGCACUCGUCACCGCGCAGCGAAGAGGAGAGCACAAAGUCGUGGAAUACUGGUCUGGUCGACCAGCGCUCAGCAUCACUCCCGUACAACUACCGCUCAUGAAGAUGCCUUUAGAGAAGCCGAUCUCAGCUCUGCAAUUGCGAGCAUCGGAUGUUGCACCUAUCCUUACCGGCGCGACCGACCCCUUCUUGUACAACCCGAGGCGGGCGACGGCGCAAGGCAGAACAUUGAUCGUGCAACAUGAAGCGGUCGAGUUCAUCUUGAUAUUGCAUAAUCCUUUCGUCUUUGACUUGGAAUUACAAUCCGUCUCCCUCAGCACAUCCGGCGUCCCCUUCAUCUCCCAAUCUUCUCGCGCAGUCAUCCCCGCCAGCUCCUACCACCGCCUCGUCCUCUCCGGCAAAGCCGCCGAGCCCGGCAUGCUCACCGUCCGCGGCUGCAUCGUCCAAGCACCGGGUGGGGCGCCCUGCGAGUUCGUCAUCCCCGUACCCUCCGAGGAAUCAGAGGAGCGCAUAUCGCGGAAGAAGAGCGCGCUGACCUGCGAGAGCGGACGAGCGAAGCAUCCGGGGCUGGGCAGCCAGCCGUGGGCGCGACCGCCGAUACGAACGCGAGCGGAAACGAAGAGCGCGCGGAAUAGCUCACCUGUGCAGUUGUUGGAGUUUAAGGUGGUGCCAGAGUUGCCGUUGAUGAGGAUACGAAGAACGUCGGUUAUGCAUGGGGCGUUGAUGCUUUACGAGGGCGAGAGAUCCGUCAUCCGCCUAACAUUAGAAAACGUCUCCCACCUCCCCGUCGACUUCAUCCGCCUCGCCUUCGACGACUCGACCAUCGCACCCGCCCAGCAAGCCCUCUCCGAAGGCGAGCUCUCCGUCUUCGACACCUACGAGACCGAGUACGACCUCCUCCACCGCCCACUCUUCUCCUGGAACAAAGACGACGCGCAAAACGUCGCGCCCGGGCAGAAGACCACGCUCAACAUCAUCUCCUACGGCAAAGUCGGCUGCACGGAAGGGACCAUACAUAUCUCGUAUGCGUAUGUGUUUCGGGAAAAGAAGGAUGGAGUCAGUGAAGGAGAGGACGGGGACGGGGAGGACGCGGAGGGACACGUGCCCACACCGGACGUCUUCCACACGCGGCAACUGUCGUAUCCGGUGCUGGUGACCGUGUACCAGAUGCUGCAGGUGUCGGCGAUGGACGUGCUGCCGUUUCCGGCGUAUGUGCCACCUCCCGGUGCAUCCGGGAGACAAGCGCGGGCGAAUGUGGCCAUCGACAAUGAGAGCGGCGAUGGGUGGUGCUUGUUCUCGGUCGAGGUACGGAAUUCGUACGGGCAGCCGUUCGAGGUGUACUUUGAUCGGGUGCAGGAGGGUGCGCCGACUGCGACAUCGUCGGUGACGAUCUCCCCAGGGUCAACAUCGAGGAUCGUACUUCCUAUAAAGCGGCUACUGCUCCCGGCCGACCUGCUCUCACAGCCGAUACCCACGCUGUCGGAUCGUCAAUUCGUCGUCAGCAAGGAGAAACUCCCCGCAGAGCAAGACCGAUUGCAACGCGAGUUGUUUUGGUAUCGGGAAGAGCUCUUCAAGUGCAUAUGCGGCCGAUGGCGAGAGUCUGGCGGUACGCGCGAUGGCGAGCUAUCGUUAAGGCAGCAACGACUGACGAUGUCUGCGCUGGACGUACUGCGGCUGGAGGAGACGGAUAUCGACUUGUCCCUCUACACGCACGACGACGAUGGCGAGGAGCAUGCCGUGCCAAAACGAGCAGGGAUCUUCUACCCGCCCGCGAACGAGUUCGUGAACUUGCGAUGCAGAGUGCGGAAUCUGACUGGCAAGCCAAUCUCGUGCACACUCGACUUGGGAUUGCCACCAACCGAGGACUUCAUCCACGAUGGGGUGACCAAUGGCAUCCCAAUCGGCGAACUAGCACCAGGAGAGGAUGGGGAGGUCGACGUCGGGGUGUGCUUCUUGGCCCACGGACGAUUCGAGAUCACUGCGCAGGCGAAGGUCUUCGCAGGGGACGAUAACCGUCCAAGUAUGAAGCGGUUGACGGCUCUGGUAAAAGGGAGUUGAUUUUGUUGUGUCCUGACCAUUAUGACUUUGAGCAGCAAUGCAUGUUUUGGCUCGAGUGACGCGAUAUGCUCCGCGAGCGCGAUGUUGCAGAGACGCUGUUCUGUAUAUACCUAUGUAGUGACGCCGGCGGUACAUUAUCGAGAUACUUGUACAGUUGUCCACAGUGCAACGGCGCCUAGUCUUGGGCAUUUCGGCGUACCACUAACUUUGUCGCGGCGUGCAGGGGAAGGCGAUAUAGCGAGGUAUGAGCCUCGUCAAUCACGUUAGUCGAACUCCGAAUCCUCCUGCUUAAAUGCUGCUGAGUACGCGAGGAUCGUUCCGUAUACAAGUCUGCGGGAAGAGCGGUUAGCGGGGAUGCCGGGUAGAGAUAGGGCAGGUAACGCACCCUCCGCCGAUGAUCGACAUGACACAGGCUGCUGGGUAGAUGACCUCUGAGUGGGUG
Schizophyllum commune H4-8 is the source of this 4592-nucleotide messenger RNA. RefSeq lists its product as uncharacterized. The transcript has 14 exons. Gene Ontology annotation, cellular component: trans-Golgi network. Bases 65 to 4150 code for a protein of 1361 amino acids. Lineage: Eukaryota; Fungi; Basidiomycota; Agaricomycetes; Agaricales; Schizophyllaceae. The record is from RefSeq and is a predicted model, not a curated record.